ACAUGCUCACUGCGCCCGCGGCGGGCGCGCACACUCCGCAGCGCCGCGGCUCCGCGCUGCACCGCCGGUAUAAGGAAAUGCUAGAUCUAGUGAUAUCACCCAGUCUGACUGUAAAUAGAGAGUGCCCUGACAGACUGAAGCUUAACCUUUCUCACGUUUAUGCCACGGCUCCAGAUGACAUAGAAGGCAGCAGCAAAGCAGCACCGCAGUGUCCUCUCCAUCUGUACACCACAAAACAUUACCCCCGUCUAGUGCCAGUCCCGUCCUUCCCCAGCAUGGCAGCGUAUGGACAGGCUCAGUACAGCACGGGAAUCCAGCAGGCUGCUGCCUACACUGCCUAUCCUCCCCCGGGGCAGCCCUACGGGAUCCCCUCCUACAGCAUUAAGACGGAGGACAGCCUGAGCCACUCCCCAGGACAGAGUGGAUUCCUCAGCUACGGCUCCAGCUUCAGCGCGCCGGCGGCGGGACAGGCUCCCUACACGUACCAGAUGCACGGCACAGCAGGGAUUUACCAGGGAGCCAACGGCCUGACAAACUCUGCAGGAUUCAGUGCUGUGCAUCAGGACUAUUCCUCGUAUCCCAGCUUCCCUCAGAGCCAGUACUCUCAGUAUUACAGCUCGUCCUACAGCUCCCCGUACGUGUCUGCCAACAGCAUCAGCCCCUCGGCCAUCCCCACCUCCACCUACUCCCUGCAGGAGUCUUCCCACAACAUCAGCAGCCAGAGCACAGAAUCCCUCUCUGGGGAAUAUUCAACAACACCAGCAAAAGAUAUAGAGACAGACAGACACCACAGAGGGUCAGAUGGCAAGGUACGAGCCCGGUCAAAAAGAGGCAACGAUCCUUCCCCUACUGCUGACAGUGAGAUUGAGCGUGUGUUUGUGUGGGAUUUGGAUGAGACGAUAAUUAUUUUUCACUCCUUACUCACGGGAACCUUUGCAUCCAGAUAUGGGAAGGACACCACAACGUCUGUGAGGAUAGGUCUCAUGAUGGAAGAAAUGAUCUUCAACCUUGCAGAUACACAUCUGUUCUUCAAUGACCUGGAGGACUGUGACCAGAUCCACAUAGAUGAUGUAUCAUCAGAUGAUAAUGGUCAAGAUCUAAGCACGUAUAACUUCUCUGCGGAUGGCUUCCACAGUUCCAGUGCCAGUGCCAACCUCUGCCUGGGCUCGGGGGUUCACGGGGGAGUUGACUGGAUGAGGAAAUUGGCGUUCCGCUACCGCCGCGUCAAAGAGAUGUACAACACCUACAAGAACAACGUGGGGGGUUUAAUAGGAGCUCCUAAGAGGGAGACCUGGCUGCAGCUGAGAGCAGAACUGGAAGCUCUGACUGAUCUCUGGCUCACACAUGCUCUGAAGGCGCUGAAUUUGAUACAUUCCCGGCCCAACUGUGUGAAUGUGUUGGUCACCACAACUCAGCUAAUACCAGCUCUGGCUAAAGUGCUUCUCUACGGACUGGGCACUGUCUUCCCCAUUGAAAACAUUUACAGUGCAACAAAAACAGGGAAAGAGAGCUGUUUUGAAAGAAUAAUGCAGAGGUUUGGAAGGAAAGCCGUGUACAUUGUAAUAGGAGAUGGUGUUGAAGAGGAACAGGGAGCAAAAAAGGAGCAAAGUUUAAUAUCCAGCCCACAUCCUCCAUCACCUGUGAAGCAGGAUACUCCUAAAUUGUGGAGGAUGUGUCUUCCUGUCUGCACUGGAGAGACAGAUCAACAAAGAGACACUUCCCACUUUGUCCCUCCCUCCCUAAGCACAACAUGCCCUUCUGGAGAAUCUCUUGUCACGCUGACCUGGAAGCUCUUCGGCACGCCUUGGAACUUGAAUAUUUGUAGCAGACCCCAACAUCUUAGCACUGGGAGGGCUUCACUCAGACUCUUACAUCGGUUCCACCUGUUCCUCAAUGCUUUCUUAGUUAAAAAAAAAAAUCCCACAGCAACUGCAGUUUUUCUUUUUUUUGAAGGAGAACCCUUUCAGUGGAAGCCUUUAAGAACUUGCAGCCAAAGAAUAUUGUCUCAAGUCCUCCUUCCUUUGGACAGAGGAAAAUCCUCCUGAUCAGUCGCUGGGAUGCUGCAGUUGCUGGCUGAGGUGGAGGCACAGAGCUCUAAUGGCCUUUUUGCCAUCAACAAGGCAAAUGCUACAAGUCUGGGUCUCCCUGUCAGCAUUCUUGGUUUUGAAAGGGAAGAGGACACAGCAAGGAGUCUCUGCACAAUCCAUCACAUCACACAGGACCUUCUGGAAAUAGGAGUGAAAGUGUUGAUUUAUUUUUGUUGUUGAUGUUUCUUUUUUUUUUUUUUUUUUCCUUUUUUUUGUAUUUUUUUUUUAAUUUAUGAACUAAUCUCAUUACUCUGGUAUUAAGCUCUGUACCUGUGUUUUUCACCUGGCUUUUCGAGGGGUGGGGGGUUGGGGAAAGUCUUACUGUUCUAAAUUAAUAGUUCAUUUCUCCAGAACAAACUCUGGGGAGAAUCAUAUUGUGUACAUGAGUAGUGAGGACACAUGGUACUGCUGGAAAGAACUGUAGCUGUGUUUUUGACCCUUACCAAGAUGGGACAUGGACUGUGCAUGUGUCUACACGGUGCCUUAUGCUGCCGUCUUGGGGCUGAGGACGGGGAGAAGUACCUUGUGAUGAGUGAAAGGCAUUUAAUAAAAACAUGUUUA
Hirundo rustica (Barn swallow) is the source of this 2648-nucleotide messenger RNA. It is a transcript of the gene EYA2, whose product is annotated as EYA transcriptional coactivator and phosphatase 2. The coding region runs from base 3 to 2045 and encodes 680 amino acids. Gene Ontology annotation, molecular function: protein tyrosine phosphatase activity. The record is from RefSeq and is a predicted model, not a curated record. The transcript is spliced from 17 exons. Gene Ontology annotation, cellular component: nucleus. Gene Ontology annotation, biological process: negative regulation of extrinsic apoptotic signaling pathway in absence of ligand; positive regulation of DNA repair; multicellular organism development. Lineage: Eukaryota; Metazoa; Chordata; Aves; Passeriformes; Hirundinidae.